AUGGUUUGGUGCUCAGUUCCCUUCUGCAAUAAUUCCUCUGAAAAGGGAUAUAGUAUGAAAAUUCUCCCAAAAGAUCCAGAACGUCGAGCUAAAUGGAUACAUAAAAUAAAUCGCGAACAUUGGGAGCCUACAAAUAAUUGUCAUGUAUGCGAGGUGCAUUUUGCUCCUGAAAUGUGGGAACACAGAACUGACAAAAAAAAAUUAAAACCAAAUGCAAUACCAACUAUUUUUGGUUAUUACAUAAAAGAAAAAGUAAUAGAAGAUCUAACAAAUGAAAUUUCUUACUUUACAUCUGAAAAAGAUGUUCAAGAUGAAGAAGUAAUAAUGAUAACUGAAUAUCUCGACUCCACAUCUAAAAAAGCUGAUAUGCAAAAUGUUCAAGAAAAAGAUGUCCAGAAUGUAGAAGUAAUAAAUGAAUCUCUUGAUUCUACAUCUAAAAAAGCUGAUAUGCAAAAUGUUCAAGAAAAAGAUAAUGUCCAGAAUGUUGAAGUAAUAAAUGAAUCUCUUGACUUUACAUAUGAAAACGAUGAUGUACAAGAUCAAAUUCAGGAUGUAGAAAUGACUAUAGAUGAAAAUGUCGGACCUAAUACAUUGACACGCAAUGAAUCACAUACUUACAAAAAAUAUAGAGCAACAGAACUGAGUUUAAUUCGCUUACGCAGAAAAUUUGAAAUUAUGAAAUAUAAAAAUCGAUUAUUGCAAGACAAAAUUAAUAACGAUAAGUACAAAGUAGCUUUAGAGAAACUAUUUACUGAUAAUCAAAUCCAGGUUCUACUUGCAAAGAAAAGCAAUGCAAAAUGUUGGUCAAAUGAUACAAUUCAACGAGCUCUAAAACUAAAAUUCACUUGUGGGACUGUUGGCUACGAAGAACUUCUUCAGCAAGGAAUGCCAUUUCCGAGCCUUCGCACUUUACGUCGAAAAUUAGAAAAUUUUAAAUUUGAAAGUGGCAUUUCAAAUGAGAUGUUAGAGUUUUUAAAAUUUAAAGCUUCUUCAUUCGAGGAUAUUGAUAAAGAGUGCGGAUUAGUUUUAGACGAGAUGAGUAUAACUUUGAAAACUAUUUUUGAUCCAUCAACAAACACAGUGCUUGGAAAUAUAACAUUUCCUAAUGACAAAGGUAUUGCUACAUAUGUUUUAACAUUUAUGAUUACAGAUACAGCUAGUAGAUGGAAACAUGUUGUAGGUUACUUCUUUACGGGUUUUAAGAAUUUAACAGCCGGGCGAGCUACACUUUGUGACGGAUUAGCCCGAUUCUCGACCUCAUCGCCACGAUCAUCACCAACACGCUCGAAGAAUGAAUUGAGUUCUUGA
Trachymyrmex cornetzi is the source of this 1308-nucleotide messenger RNA. RefSeq lists its product as uncharacterized. The record is from RefSeq and is a predicted model, not a curated record. Bases 1 to 1308 code for a protein of 435 amino acids. The transcript is spliced from 7 exons. NCBI's taxonomy places the organism in Eukaryota, Metazoa, Arthropoda, Insecta, Hymenoptera, Formicidae.